AUGAAUCCCGUUCAUGGAAUCGAAGAAAGACUUCGCGAAUGCGCUUGUCUUGGUGAGAAAGAUACUGUCCAGUUAUUAGUACAACGAGGCGUCAACAUCAAUUCCCAACACAAAAUCAAUGGAUGGACCGCCUUACAUUGGGCUGCUUGCCGCGGGCAUAAUGAUAUUGUAGCCUACCUGCUAAGCGAGGGUGCAGAACCAUCACUUUUAACUAAAUCCGGUGAAACUGCAGCUCAGUUAUCCAGCAGUGAGGAAAUUAAAGUGAUGUUAAAUAAUGCAGCGGGAGUAAGCGAUAUAGGUGCGUCUCCUAAUAACUCUCCAAAAACAAACAAAACUGAACUGCCUAUCACUCCAAACUACAUGCAAAAUCCUCCCUUUCCAUACUCAAAUACUACAGUUACGGAAACUACUGUCUCCCAAAAUGGACGUAGUACUUCACCUCCAAAGUCUAUCGUCACGGUUGGAGGGGAAUUAUUGGUUAAAGUUCGUAUUGCAAAUUCUGGUGAAGAAGAUUUCGUAGAAGUUGAACUGGAUCGAUUUAAUUUAACAUACGAAUCAUUAUUUGAUCGAUGUUGCGAAGAACUAGAUCUAUCGAAAUCAGCUGUAAAAAAGAUUCGCAAGUUACCUAAUAUCCUUAUUCGUAAGGAUAAAGAUUUGCAAAGAUUAACUGACAAUCAGGAGUUGGAAGUGGUUUUACUAAAUAGACUGCAACCGAAUGCUCUUGAUCCUUUUAUUGGUUUGUACUACAUCACUUGCCAAAUACAUCGUAGAGCUGGCGGUAGCUAUACGCAGACAAGUGCGGCUUUAUCUCGCAUUUGGUUGUUUGUAAGCGUACGAGUUAUCACCGAAACCCUGACGGUAACGGACGAAGUAAAAUAUAACUACACAAAAUCAAUUGAUUUACACAGCAAAGAAGAUGAAACCUCAGAACUGCAAUUAUUCGGAUGUCUUAAAGCGGAAUAA
Messenger RNA from Trichoplax adhaerens, 963 nucleotides. RefSeq lists its product as uncharacterized. Lineage: Eukaryota; Metazoa; Placozoa; Uniplacotomia; Trichoplacea; Trichoplacidae. The record is from RefSeq and is a predicted model, not a curated record. The coding region runs from base 1 to 963 and encodes 320 amino acids. The transcript is spliced from 6 exons. Gene Ontology annotation, molecular function: protein binding.